Clupea harengus (Atlantic herring) is the source of this 5081-nucleotide messenger RNA. It is a transcript of the gene trpm2, whose product is annotated as transient receptor potential cation channel, subfamily M, member 2. The record is from RefSeq and is a predicted model, not a curated record. Gene Ontology annotation, biological process: calcium ion transmembrane transport. Gene Ontology annotation, molecular function: ligand-gated calcium channel activity. Lineage: Eukaryota; Metazoa; Chordata; Actinopteri; Clupeiformes; Clupeidae. Gene Ontology annotation, cellular component: plasma membrane.
CCUCAGGGUGAAACUGGACCCCUCGUGUCUAAUUGCAUCUCACCUACCCAGGUGUCACCCAGCAACGAUUACCGUGACGACUGAUCCAGGACUACUCGAGAAUCAGGAGUGACCCAGGAGAAGAGAGAGGGGAGAGGAGAUGAGACAUGCUUAUGAAAACCCUCAAGACCAACUUCAAGAAAAAAAUGCUGUGUAAAUCAGAAAAAAUCCACCCAGAUGAGCCAGACAUCUGGCAACUUGGACAGAUUGGAGUAAGCAAUCUCCUAUCAAACCUCAGGCGCUGCUCACUCAAGUCCUGGAUUAAGGAGAACAUCAAGAAGAAGGAGUGCUGCUUCUUCGUGCAGACAGAGAGAGAGGGCAUUUGUAAAUGUGGCUACCCAAAAGACCACCAUGUGGAGGAGGCCAAUAAUCCAGAGAGGUUUCUGGGACAGUCUUGGGAGGGCCAGAGUCAUGUUAUUGAGGUGCCCACCGACGCCUUUGGGGAUAUUCACUUUGGGGGCCUUGCCCAAAACACAGGCAAGUAUGUGCGUGUGUCAUCGGACACCCCCUCUGAGGUCCUGUACCAACUCAUGACAGAGCACUGGAAGCUCCGCCCCCCGAACCUGCUCAUCUCAGUGACGGGCGGGGCCAAGAACUUCUACAUGAGGACGGAACUGAAGAACAAGUUCCGCAGGGGUCUCAUCAAAGUCGCACAAAGUACAGGCGCCUGGAUCAUCACUGGAGGCACCCAUGCCGGGGUGAUGAAGCAUGUGGGGAUGGCUGUACGUGACUACACCCUCAGCAGCAGCUCAGUCAAGGGGGAGAUCGUGGCCAUUGGGGUGGCCACCUGGGGCACCGUACACAAACGCAAGUCCCUCAUACACCCUGAGGGCUGUUUCCCUGCCGACUACACGCUGGAUGAGCAGACCCAGGGCCACCUCUCCUGCCUGGACAGCAACCACUCCCACUUCCUGCUGGUGGAUGACGGCACGCAUGACCGUUAUGGCGUGGAGAUCGGCCUGCGCAGCCGCCUUGAGAAACUCAUAGCAGAACAGUCACUAGGGAACAGAGAAAGUCAUGUGAAGAUCCCUGUGGUGUGUGUGGUGUUGGAUGGAGGACAGGGCACUCUGAACACCAUCUACAAUGCCAUGCUGAACAGCACGCCGUGUGUGAUUCUGGAGGGCUCGGGCCGGAUGGCGGACGUGAUCGCUAAUGUGGCUGGGAAGCCUGUGUCACGGGUCACCCUGGCUCUGAUCCAGAGGCUGAUGAAGAGGUUCUUCGGACAGGAGUACGAAAGCUUCUCCGAGAUCAAGGUCAUCGAGUGGGCCAAGAAGAUCCAGGACAUAAUCAGGAUGCCGCACCUUCUGACCGUGUUCAGCAUGGACGAAGACAAGAACAGCGACGUGGACGUGGCCAUUCUCCAGGCCUUUCUGAAAGCCUCUAGGAAUGAGGAGAGUGUGGGGCAGCAGAGCUGGGAGAGGCAGCUGGAGCUGGCCGUGGCAUGGAACCGCGUGGACAUCGCAGAGAGCGAGAUCUUCACUGAGGAGAGCAAGUGGAAGUCCAGUGAUCUGCACGACGCCAUGUUCUCGGCCCUGGUGGGCCACAAAUCAGAGUUUGUGCGCCUGCUUCUGGAGAACGGCGUGAGCAUCCCUCAGUUCCUGGACAAGAAGGGCAAGAUGCUGUGCGAGCUCUACACCAACAUGCCCAGCUGCUUCUUCCUGCGCAAGCUGGUAAAGCGGCUACAGGGCGACAAGCGCCACAGCCAGACGAACCACCGCAAGAACAUAUCCCUCGGCGCCGUGGGAGAGGUCUUGCGCCAGCUGCUGGGCAGCUUCACCCAGCUCAUCUACUUGCCUACGCAAUCACACGACCUCAUCAAGAUUGCAGAGGAGGACCCCGACAACACUGUGAUUCGAGACCCUGGGAGAGAUUUCUUCCUCUGGGCCAUUCUGCAGAAUAACAGAGAACUGGCCCAGAUCGCCUGGGAACAGUGCCGAGACAGCACAGCUGCUGCUUUGGCAGCCAGCAAGAUUCUAAAGAAGCUGGCGCAGGAGUCAGAUGACGAUGAAGAUGAUGCCAAUAUGAGAGAACUUGCCAACCACUAUGAGAGACAGGCCAUUGGUGUGUUCAGUGAGUGCCAUAGCUGGGAUGACCAGCGAGCCCAGAGACUUCUGAUCCGUAUCUCGCCGUCUUGGGGCAAAACCACGUGUCUGCGUUUGGCACUGGAGGCGAACGAUAAGAGCUUUGUGGCACAGUCAGGGGUUCAGGCUCUCCUGACCCAAAUCUGGUGUGGGGAGUUAGCUGUGGACACCCCCCAGUGGAAGCUGGUCCUCUGUAUGCUGUUUUCCCCACUCAUCUACACUGGUUUCAUAACCUAUAGGCGUAAUGAAGAUAUUGAGAGAGAAGCCAUGAGAAAUGAGGAGUUGCUGGCUAUGGAGUCUGUGACAGGAAGCUCAACCAAUACCAGGAUGAAGACUUCAUUCCGUGAUCCCCAGGACGGCGCUCAGCUGAAGCCUCUGUCCUGCUUAACCAAGCUGGCGAGCUUCUACGCGGCUCCUCAGGUGAAGUUCUUCUGGAAUAUCGCCUCCUACUUUGGGUUCCUCUGGCUGUUCUCCAUCGUGUUGAUGAUCGACUUCCAGCCCACGCCGUCAUGGAGGGAGUGGCUGCUGUACGUCUGGUUGACUUCUUUGGUGUUUGAGGAAGUCAGGCAGCUUUUCGAUGAUCCGGAUGGAUUUGGGUUCCGAAGGAAAGCCAAUUUAUAUAUUAAUGACUUGUGGAACAUUCUAGAUGUGGUUUCCAUCCUGCUCUUCAUCGCUGGUCUUGCCUGCAGGUGGACCAGCAGUGCGUUUUAUGCGGGAAAGGUCAUCCUCUGCAUCGAUUUCAUCAUCUUCUGUCUGCGGCUGAUGGCCAUCUUCACCAUCAGCAGAACCCUGGGCCCAAAAAUCAUCAUUGUCAAAAAGAUGAUGAUGGACCUUUUCUUCUUCAUGUUCCUGCUCAGUAUCUGGGUGGUGGCCUACGGGGUGGCUAAACAGGGCAUUCUGAUCCACAACGAGGAGAGACUGGACUGGAUCGUCAGAGGGGCUGUGUAUGAGCCUUACCUCAUCAUAUUCGGCAAUGUCCCAACCAACAUCGACAAUGCUGAAUUUGACGUGUCCACCUGCACUGUUAAUGGCACCGACCCUAUGCGACCCAAAUGCCCUGUGCUCAAUGCCAACCACAUGCCAGCCUUCCCAGAGUGGCUGACCAUCAUUAUGCUCUGUGUUUACCUUCUCUUUGCCAAUAUCCUGCUCCUCAACCUCCUCAUUGCCAUCUUCAACUACACAUUUCAGGAGGUACAGGACAACACAGACACAAUCUGGAAGUUCCAGAGGUAUGAGCUGAUUAAGGAGUACCACAGCCGGCCUGCCGCCCCCCCACCCUUCAUCCUCCUCAGUCACCUCCUCCUCCUGUUCAGGCGCCUCGUGAUGCGCAGCUCCCCCCAGAAGCACAAGCAGUUCAGGGAACAGUUGUCCAAAACUGAGGAGGAGGAGUUGUUGUCAUGGGAGACUUUCAUGAAGGACAAUUACGUCGCCACCCAGCGACAAGAGAAGAGUGAAAGUACGGAACGCCGUAUCCAGGACACAGCUGAUAGGGUUGGCUCGAUGUCAGAGCUGCUGGAGAGAGAGCAGGACAGGGGCUCGGUGGCAAAGCGCCUGGUUCAUCUGGAGGAACAGAUCUCCCAGUCCACUAAAGCGCUGAAAUGGAUUAUGGACACCUUAAAAGCCCAAGGUUACAAGUCUAAAGAGGAACCUCCUUCCAUGUCCAAGAGCGCUGAGAGUGAAGCAGAUGAGGAUGAAAUUGAUGGAGAACCGGAGAAGAGACAGUACCACUUCUACGCCCGUAGUUACCUCUACCCGGGCACCAAUAAGAAGCGCUUCCCUGUUCCUGAGGAAAAAGUGCCUUGGGAGGUUGACUUCACCCCUUACAUAGCUGAAGUCUACAGUGCAGAUACAGUCAACAAAGCAGAGGAGUUGACCUUAGACAACUACAGGAAUCCAGGGGGGCGCACAGGGAUAAGGGGGAAAGGAGCACUACAGUGCUUGGGCCCAAAUCACAUCCUUGACCCUGUUCUCACUCACUGGCAAGACAAGGACCAUUCAGUUCUGCAGUUCCUAGCUGCCUGGAAUGAGGCCGAAAGAUGUUGGUCUUUGCCAGGGGGUGCUUUAAAAACAGGGGAGCCCCUCCCAGACAGGCUCAAAACACUCCUUGGGGAUAAGCUGUAUCAGAGAAUCAAAGCCAAACUGGGAGAUGGAAGCCGACAUAACACGGUAUAUGAGGGUUAUGCUGAUGAGCCCAGGAAUACUGACAAUGCUUGGAUUGAAACCGCUGUUCUCAACAUUCACUUGGACAGUGCUGGGUCCCUCAUGAAUGAACUAAACCGCAAGGUAGCCACAAGUCAAAUGUCAAAUGAGCGGAUUCAGUGGAAGGAAGUCAACAGCAAGACGUCAGUGUACACAUACCAAAAAGAAGCUCUCCGAUUAAUUGCCAAGCUCCACCAGACUCCGUUCUGAUUUGCAGAGAAAUGAACAAGCCAAAAAAAACUGGUUGAACCGAAGACAAUCACAAGCACUCCUGACUUUUCUGAUGAAGGGCACUGCUAAGACAUGUACACUGCAGUAACAAAGUCAACGCUGUUUUCGCACAUAUAAAAACAUUUUAAUGUUGUACAUUUAAACAGUAUCAUGUAUAAAUGCUGAAUGUAUAUUGUGUACGUGAAUAUGCAAACAUAUUUUUUAGUAAAGCUGAGUAAAGGACAAAGCAAAAAUCAGUUCAAAUGAGGCACCUUAUAUGCCUCAGCUUCAGAUCACUUUGCACAGAUCAAGGAAAUUAUUACAAAAAUCCAGGUUUUAAAGAAACCAACUUUCUUGGGUCUUCCCUUGACAUUAUCUACAUUACCCAGGCCUACUCCUGCACACUGUUACUUCUUGGACACAUACACAGAGAUAAACUUUAGAUGACACUAACAUGACACUUUUUCUCUGUUGGUCCAUGUUCUAGCCGAAUACACUCCAGUAUGCUCCAAUUAAAGGUACAUACAAAAAACGUAUUGGUCUUGUCUUGUC